AUGGAGCUCUUUGGUUGCAAGCAAGAUGCCACAAGGGAUACCAGCAAUCGCUCUACACAGCCAGGGCAACGAACACGGCGCGCCCCCAAUCUCCCUCUAAACGAGCAUUACAACCAGCCAGUGCGCAACCAUGUAUGGCGUAGCAAGCGACGGACAUGGACACGCGCGCAGCUCGACCGCGAGCGUGCCGAGUUCUUCGAGACACGCGUCACCGGCAGGCCGGAAAUAUGGGCUGCUCUUUCGACGGCGAUAUCGCUGAUUCGCAGCGGUGACUUAGUUACUGCGCAAAGUAUUAUCGAUGCUGCGGGGAUUACUAUUCCCACUGGGGAUCUUUGUGAAGGUUGCUAUGAUGAGCAGGGGGCGCUUUACAGGAUUCCGCAAUGUGUUGUUAGUGACCCGGAGAAUAUAGUUCCCUCGUCUUCGCGGACGGCUAGUGAAGAUGGCGGUCCUGCUGGAUAUGAGGAGGAGCUGGAUACUGGGGCGAUCUCGGAUGGUAAACUUGCUACGGAUGAUGCUUCUGGGGACGAGUUGAUUUCACAAGAUAUUGAACGCCGCCGUGAUGAGAAGGGGAAGACGAGUGAGCGGGACUUAAUCCGCGUGCUUGCUCGUUUGAGUGACCGUGGAGGUCCAGAUAUACUGCUUUCUAUUAACAAGGGUCAGACUGUUGGCUUCUUGGCGAGGAAAGUGCAUCAAGAAGCUCAGCUCGAAGAUAAUAGGCGCGUUCGAAUCGCUUACCUGGGUCACUUGCUGAAUGAGCGUGAACCGCUCGUUGAUCAGGGGUGGAAGACUGGCCAUGUUGUCAAUGCUUUAGUCGUUUCCCCCGUUGAUGGUCUAGGCCCCGGACACAGAUCCUAG
Molecule: messenger RNA, 855 nt
Organism: Penicillium vulpinum
Lineage: Eukaryota; Fungi; Ascomycota; Eurotiomycetes; Eurotiales; Aspergillaceae
Exons: 3
Coding region: 1-855 (284 amino acids)
Source: RefSeq, a predicted model, not a curated record